CACCAACCACACUCAGUCGACUGACUGCGAUACAUCGUUCUCUCUGCAACCGUCUGCUCGGCACAACCAGCUAUGCAUCCACCAUCCACUGGUCUACGGCCCAUCCACCACACCGACCCACAGACAGACACAUCAGGCACUUGUGGACACGCGGCUGAGCUGGAUCUUCUUGAUGUAGCUGAUCGCGAGUGCCUCCCUCUCGGCAGCCAGGGCAGCGUAGUAGUAGUGCUCUGAUGACUGUUGGGGGCGGCCUUCGGUCUUCUCCCUCUCCCAGAGAGCGUACGCCCCCAACAACACCCUGCACACACACACAGGGGAGACACACACAGAGACGCAGACACACAUGGAUGUGGGGGUGUCUCGUGUGUGUCUCGGCCAGUGAAAGACUGACGGCAGCCCCCUUACAUCGAGUCGAAGCUCUCGCGGCUGAGGCCCGCCUCGAUGAUGAGGCGGUCCUCUUCCGCAGGGACGCUCCGCUCGUAGUGCUGCUGGGGCGACUCGUGACGGCCCUCCGACGACAGCGAGCGCUCAAACGCUCUCUGCUUGACGCUGCAUGACAAGGCAGACAGACAGACAUCAGACAGACAGAGAGGUGAGACACACACACAUCCAUAGAAGGUGUGUUGGAUGGUGUGUCAGUGAGGUGUGCGUGUUGGCUUACUACGCAGUGAAGGCGUCCUUGGGGGUCGGGCACACCAGCUGCCUCGCCUGCACGGUGUUCGCUGUGGGGGACGGUCUGUUGUUGGGGUGUUGGGUGUUGUGGGUGGGUAAGUUGUUGGCCUCCUCCGCCGGGGGUGUCGGGUGGGGCGGCUGGCUGGGCUGGUUGGGGUUGGGUGUUGUGGCUGGUUGGGUGUUGGUGUUGGUGCUAGUGCUGCCAGACGUGCUAUCAUUGUCUGCAACCAUCAAUCAGGCCACACACACCAUACAUAUCAACACAACACAACACAAUGGAAAAUGACCCGUGACCAACUGAGACAGCAAGUAGCGUGUGGCUGGCUGACUUACCGAAGUCUGGGUGCACCGGCAUCAGUGCUCCGGCCAUGCCCGGCAGGUCCAGUAUCGGGGCUAUGGACUGCGUCAU
Molecule: messenger RNA, 1081 nt
Organism: Vitrella brassicaformis
Lineage: Eukaryota; Vitrellaceae
Source: the annotation of a GenBank genome assembly